Lactuca saligna is the source of this 696-nucleotide messenger RNA. NCBI's taxonomy places the organism in Eukaryota, Viridiplantae, Streptophyta, Magnoliopsida, Asterales, Asteraceae. The record is from the annotation of a GenBank genome assembly.
AUGAAUUGUAAUGAACCAGAUGGAAAGGAGAUUACAUUCUUACGUGUUUUGUUAAAUAAUUGUCAAGAGGCAUUUGAAGGUGCUGACAAACUAAGGUCAGAAUUAAAACAGAUGAAUGCCCCUGAAAAAGGAUAUGAAAGUAGUGACAAAGAACGAAUGAUUAAAAUUCACACACUUGGAAACAUCAAACUUAUUAGUGAGAUUUUGAAGCGGAAAAUGGUCCCUGGAAAGAUCGUGCAUCACAUUGUUCAGCUUGGGUGCAUCAAUGAGUAUUUUCAGUUCACAAAUUCUCUACGAAGAGAAGAUCAUAGAUCAGAAUUGUUAUUAGAUGGACUUGCAGGGUUAAGCACUAAACAUGGGCAUCUAUGUUUUUAUGGAAAUUGUGUUGUCUGCAAAGCAGAUGAUAGUUAUGCAACUGCUUUAAGGUCCUCUGAUGCUUCCAAAGGUUUUUAUGGAGCACAAUGCGUUGGUUUUUAUGGAAAAAUAUGUGCUUGGAAAUUUGUUGCCCUCAUGCUUGAAGGGAUGGGUUCAUCUGCAGAUGUAGAUACUGUGAGCAAGGAUGGGUUCAUCAGCACAAAUCUUGUUUACAGUGAGGCACAGAUUAGACAUGCAUCACGUCAUGACCAAGGGGUGUCACGUCAUGAGCUCAUGCUUCUUCGCAAUUCAAGACCGAUCAGUUCCUUCUUCAUGUCGUGA